Molecule: messenger RNA, 3728 nt
Organism: Scatophagus argus
Lineage: Eukaryota; Metazoa; Chordata; Actinopteri; Scatophagidae
Product: toll-like receptor 8
Exons: 2
Coding region: 377-3466 (1029 amino acids)
Biological process (GO): canonical NF-kappaB signal transduction; toll-like receptor signaling pathway; positive regulation of interleukin-6 production
Cellular component (GO): plasma membrane
Molecular function (GO): protein binding; pattern recognition receptor activity
Source: RefSeq, a predicted model, not a curated record
UUAAAUUCCCUGUUUACCAUGACUCAUUUGAGAAGAGGUUGGCAUUCUUUGCCAUUUUCGCAGAGGAUUAUAUUUUUCAUCUGUGUCUCAUAUGGCAAUGAAACUGGCAACAAAUCAUGAAAUAGGGAAGUGAAACAGAUGUACUUCUUCAAUUCACAUGCUACUUAUGUCUCAGAGCCUUGCUGUGGAAAGUCUGUUGUAUAGUAAAGUUAAAGAAUGUAGAUUUAAGGAGGCUGUUUUAAAUUGUAUUGACCUGAUGACAAAUAAGACAGGCAGUCAUUUUACAAGUAGCUCAUUUUAAACAGCCAGAAGGUCAACUGUUUUCGAGACUGUAAUUCAAGGAUCAUAAGGAAUCAAUACAACACAUGUACGCACAAUGACCGUCACGUGUUGGAUACACUUGCUGCUGUUCUCUCUGUGUUGCUAUUAUGAGAUCCAGUCUGCUGCGGGUAAACCUACAUGGAUGCUGCCACAGUUCCCUUGUGAUGUGGCAGCCAACAAUGCCUCUGAGGUCCUAUUUGACUGUAGAGGGCGUCGUCUGAAUAAAGUACCCUAUGGGAUAACUAGCAAUGCAACUGAGCUCAAUCUAUCAGAAAACUUCAUCAAAAAUAUUUCAGUUAAUGCAUUUUCUAAUCUACUGAAUCUGACUAAGCUCAACCUCAGCUGGGCAAACAAGAACAAAGGACUGAUCAUUGAUGCAAAUGCUUUCAAAAAUCUGACAAAACUGCAAGAACUGAGACUGACUGGCAAUUCUCUGAAAGACAUUCCCCACAAUCUCCCUCUCAGUGUGGAAAUCCUUGAUCUAAACAAUAACAAAAUUAAGUCACUGCAUAACGGGAGCUUUGCUGGCUUAUUGAACGUGACACAUCUCUGGUUAUCGAAAAACUGCUACAGCUGGAAUCCUUGUGAAACAUCUGUUACGAUUAUGGAUGACAGUUUUGCGGUUAUGACCAAACUGCUGACUCUAGGCCUGUCUUUUAACAACUUAACUCAAGUUCCCAAAGGAUUACCCCAAUCAUUACGCAGAUUAGAGCUGGCUUCUAACAAAAUACAGUACAUAUCAGAAGAUGAUUUCUACGGGGUACAAAAUUUAAAAAUCCUAAAACUACAAGGGAACUGUCCAAGGUGUCAAAAUGCUCCAUAUCCCUGUGUCACAUGUCAAAACAUUUCUCUUGGCAUCCAUCCUAAAGCAUUUCAUGGUUUGACACAGCUUGAGGAACUAAACCUGGGAGGAAACUCACUGAACCAUAUGAAUCCCUCCUGGUUUGAGAGGCUGAAUGAGCUUAAGCAACUGUUCUUGGGGUUUAAUUUCUUGCUAAAACCAAUUACUGAGGAUGCAAAAUUUCUAACAUAUCUCCCCAAAGUUGAAAGAAUUGAUCUCUCAUUCAACUUUGCUCUCAAGUAUUAUCCCACGACAUUAAAUCUUUCAGAAGACUUUUCAAAGCUUGUGUCCCUUAGGACUUUGCAUUUGGAGGGUUUGGUCUUUCAGAAUAUUGGACCAGGUACACUCAGACCUCUGUACCACCUCAAAAAUCUGUCUGCACUGAACCUGGGUACCAACUUUAUUAUUCACUCUGAUCCCACCAUAUUCAGAAAACUGUCCCACUUGAAAAUGAUAUAUCUCGCAGAAAACAGGCUAUAUCCCAUUCCAGUGAAAAACCCACCACCUCCAAGUAACAGAUACAAUCAGAGGCCAGACCUUUCUGUUUCACCCCCCAUAAAACCCCAUCCAAAAGAUUUCUCUUAUGAGCUAUCACACAGCCUUAUUAAACAUGAAUGCUUUAACUCUGGACGGGUGCUAAUCCUCAGCUCAAAUAAUCUGUUCUUCAUCUCUCCGAAUCAGUUUGAAGGUUAUGAAAAUAUUGCAUGUCUCAACCUCUCGAGAAAUGGAUUUUCAGCAGCACUUAAUGGGACAGAGUUCUCCUUGCUGCCUAAUCUGACGUACCUCGACCUGUCAUUCAAUAAGAUUGAUCUGGCCUAUGACUAUGCCUUUGGAGAACUAAAGAAACUACAAGUACUAGAUCUCAGUCACAAUGCUCACUACUUCCAAGUAUUUGGGAUAACGCAUAAUUUAAACUUUCUAAAAAAUCUCCCUGUCCUGCGAGUGCUGAAUAUGAGUUAUAACUCCAUUUACACACUAACGACAAAACAGAUGUACAGCAAAUCAUUAACAGAACUUAGGUUUACACAUAAUUAUCUAGGAACUCUUUGGAAAGAAAGGGAUGGCUCAUAUAAGAUGCUUUUUACUGAUCUCACAAAUUUGACGAUUUUAGAUAUAUCCUACAACAACAUUGCAAAGAUUCCAGAGAAUGUUUAUGAAAAUUUGCCACGUAACCUUACCUUACUAUGCAUAAGUCACAACUCACUUAGUGAUUUUAAAUGGGAGAAUUUGAGGUUUUUCUCUCAACUUCAAAUUUUAGACCUGAGCUUCAAUUCUCUGACUAAUGUGGCAGGUAUAAACUCGAACCUCACCCACACUUUGACUUUCCUUGACCUAAGUCAUAAUAAUAUUUUCCACUUGGACAAUGGAUUUCUAAAUGGUGCAAAAAGCCUUCACACUCUUAGCCUUAGCCACAACAAACUGCCUACCAUCAAUCAAUCCACCUUCCAACCGAAACCUGAGAAUCAGAUUAAGACUUUAUACUUGCAGGAAAACCCGUUCCAGUGUACCUGUGACUCAUUGGAUUUCAUUCUGUGGAUUGAAAACAGCGAUGUAAAGAUUCCUAGACUCACCACUGAGGUGACAUGUGAUAUGCCAGCAAACGAGAGGGGUCGAGCUCUGGUGUACUUUGACAUUAACCAGUGUGUAAAUGACAGCGAGGCAUUCUUGGUCUACAUUCUCACAAAUUCCUUCAUUAUUGUUUUUAUGUUAGUGACAACAGUUGCUCACUUAUUUUACUGGGACGCUUCUUAUGUCUUGCACUAUAUGAAAGCUAAGCUGAAGGGAUACAAAUCCUUGAACUCACCAGAGAGUGUUUAUGAUGUCUUUGUGACCUAUGACACCAGAGAUCCGCAUGUCUCUGAGUGGGUGAUGACCAAUUUGCGAGUGAAACUGGAAGAGGAAGGAGAGAAGCAUCUUCCUCUGUGUCUGGAGGAGAGGGAUUGGCCGCUUGGCGUACCGCUGGUGGAUAAUCUCACUCAGAGCAUCCGAUACAGUCGCAAGACCCUGUUUGUCUUGACAGAGGGCUACGUGAAGACCGGAGUUUUCAAGCUGGCAAUGUAUCUGGCUCACCAACGGCUGCUGGAUGAAAAUGUGGAUGUGAUCGUGUUGCUGAUGCUGGAGCCCGUGCUGCAGAACUCUCACUUCCUGCGCCUGAGGAGGAGGCUGUGCGGGGAAAGUGUUGUGGAGUGGCCGAGAACAGCUGCUGCAGAGCCCUGGUUUUGGCAGAACCUCAGGAAUGUGGUCAGAGUAGACAAUCAAGUGAUGUACAACAAGAAUUAUUCAAAGUACUUCACCAGCAACUGAAGCAGUGUUCAGGCUAAAGACCAGGCUGUCUGGGUAUAAUUUAUGACUUUACUACAUGGACAAUAAUAUCUGGAGCCUGGUUUUGAAGUUACUAUUCUAUAUCAACACUGAUGUGGUCACAACUUUUAUCACUCUGUUUGAAGGUUGAAAGAAGAGAAAGAAAGACAUUGUUUCAUAGUUGUUUGAUGAUACAGUUACAGUGAUGCUGAAUGUGAAUUGCAUGCACAUAUUAUGGUUUAUGAAUAAACCAGUCCAUUGAAAA